Scleropages formosus (Asian bonytongue) is the source of this 897-nucleotide messenger RNA. RefSeq names its product dynactin subunit 6 (gene dctn6). The transcript has 7 exons. Lineage: Eukaryota; Metazoa; Chordata; Actinopteri; Osteoglossiformes; Osteoglossidae. Bases 37 to 624 code for a protein of 195 amino acids. Gene Ontology annotation, molecular function: dynein complex binding. The record is from RefSeq and is a predicted model, not a curated record. Gene Ontology annotation, biological process: mitotic spindle organization. Gene Ontology annotation, cellular component: dynactin complex.
GCGAACUAAUACAGUGUCGAUAAGCCGAUCGUCAAGAUGUCGGACGUCAACGCUAAACAAAUGGUGCAGAAAAGCGCUAAAAUCGCUGCCGGCGCCGUGGUCUGUGUGGAGAGUGAGAUAAAAGGCGAUGUGACCAUCGGUCCACGCACAGUCGUCCACCCCAAAGCCCGCAUCAUCGCCGAGGCUGGACCCAUAGUGAUCGGAGAAGGCAACCUGAUAGAGGAGCAGGCACUCAUCAUCAACGGCUACCCUGAGAACAUCAUGCCGGACUCAGAGGGUGUGGAACCCAAGACCAUGGUCAUCGGAAUUAACAAUGUGUUUGAGGUCGGCUGUGUGUCUCAAGCUUUGAAGAUUGGGGACAACAACGUCAUUGAGUCCAAAGCGGAAGUGGGCAGGAAUGUCAUCCUGACCAGUGGCUGCAUCAUCGGAGGCUGCUGCCAGGUGAACACAUGCGAAGUCAUCCCAGAGAACACGGUCAUCUAUGGGUCAGGCUGCAUGCGGCGUGUCCAGACAGAGAGGCCACAGCCACAGACCCUCCAGCUGGACUUCCUGAUGAAGAUCCUGCCCAACUACCACCACCUGAAGAAGACAGUCAAAGGAAGCAGCACUCCUGGGAAGAAUUAGCACUACAUUGGUUCUGUGAUGCUCCUGGACUGACCACGAGAAUCAUGGCUAGCUGGAGAUGGAAGUCCAGCUGGACUGGGUGUAACAUACAAUAGAGAAUACUUAACUGCCAAGUGUUAAUGUCAUGCUAAUGAGCCUGCACCCCAACCCACACAUAUAUUCCUCCUAAAAUGUCCUCUUCAGUUUUUUGUUUACUGUUUGUUUUGUUUAAUUAAUUUAUUUAGGUGAAUGUUUAAAAUGCUUUCUUUUUGCAACUGCAGCCAUUAAAAAGAA